Molecule: messenger RNA, 4483 nt
Organism: Periophthalmus magnuspinnatus
Lineage: Eukaryota; Metazoa; Chordata; Actinopteri; Gobiiformes; Gobiidae
Product: 4-hydroxyphenylpyruvate dioxygenase-like protein
Exons: 5
Coding region: 1-1314 (437 amino acids)
Biological process (GO): aromatic amino acid metabolic process
Molecular function (GO): 4-hydroxyphenylpyruvate dioxygenase activity
Source: RefSeq, a predicted model, not a curated record
AUGGCCGCGUACAUCCAGCGCUUACACCACAUUUCUCUGCACGUCUCCAGCGCGGACAAAAUCUCCCGGGAGCUCGUUUCAAAGUUCAAAUUCAACCUUUUCGCGGCGAGACUCCAGGACAAGUCCAGACAGUUCGCGUUUAAGAAGGGAAGAGCCGUGUUUGUGGUGAACGAGAGGCCGAAUCUGGGUAAAACUCGAUUGAAUGAACGACACGAGCCGAAUCUGGAGGAUUUUCAAGCCGGAAAACUGAACCGUGAAAGUUUAUCCGCGUGUCUUUAUGAUGUAACUCCUCAUUACUCUGUGGACACCGUCGCAAAUGUGUGUUUUGAAGUUGAAAACGUGCAGAGGUCAUUCCACACUUUGCGCCAGUUGGGUUGUACGUUCCUGGUCCCGCCCACCACUGUGCGUGAUGACGGCGGCGCGGUGACGUACUCCGUGGUCAAAUCCAUCGUGGGAAACGUGUGUCACACUCUCAUCGAUAAGUCUGAGUACGAGGGCGGGUUUCUGCCCGGGUUCAAACUCGUUGGAGACGCGCGUAAAGAUGAAGAGGACGCGACGUGCCCAGUGACGCACUUUGACCACGUGACGUACGCGUGUCCGCGGAGGUUCACGCACAGCGUCAUGGACUGGUACGAGAAGCUGUUUGGGUUUAAAAGGUUUUUCAUUGGCAGUGGUGAAGACCCAGACGAGGGCUUCGUGCUGGACCAGGAGGGCAUAGGUCUCCGUCUCACCGCCAUGGAGUACUGGAAGUGCAGCGAGAAGGGUCUGACUCUGCCGUCGGCCCACCAGAGGGAGCCAGACUGCAAGUUUGUCAUCGCCGAGUCGCUUCCUGAACAAGGGCGUAACCAGGUGGACCAGUUCCUGCAGCAGCACCGAGGAGCAGGGAUCCAGCACAUCGGCCUCUACACCGACGACAUCCUGUCCACGGCCCAGAGCAUGAGCCGGGCCGGGGUCAGCUUCUUCUGCCCGCCCCCGGCCUACUACACCGAGGUGGGGAAGCAGCAGGAGAUCGUAGAAGCAGGUCACAGCCCCGAGCUUCUGUCUCAACACGGGAUCCUCCUGGACACGGACCUGCAGGACACAGAGGGGACGAGAGACAAGACACAGGGACACGAGAGGAGAUACCUGCUCCAGGUGUUCACGCGGCCGCUGUUUUCCGAGGACACGUUUUUCCUGGAGCUGAUCGAGCGGCGAGGAGCGUCCGGGUUUGGAGAGGGAAACAUCCGAGCGCUCUGGAAAUCUGUGCAAACGUACAUGGAGAAAGAGGAAAAGAACAACAAGAACAACCAAACGCUCCAGUCGGCCAAAGGCUAACGCACGACGAGCACGUUUAUAUUUUAGUUUAGUUAGUUUGUUUUAAAUUAAAUGUUACUUAAAGCUGCACUGUGUAACUUUUCUGGUGGAGGAUCUGUGGGAAAUAACAAGCGAGCACCCGCCACACGCUACAGGAUCGUCUGCCUCAUUUUGAACCGGACUUCAGGACGUUUUUGCGCCGUUUCGCUCCUCGUUUGUGCGGCGACCGAGCGACUCUGAGCUUCUUUGUCAUCUUAACCGCAAAAUAUCACCACGGCAACAGCCAAUAAAACAGAGCACCGGGGUCAAACAGAGCGACGGACACCGACGCGCGAGGUACAAACUCACAAAACAGCUGAAAUAGUUUAAAGAAGUCGUAAAGUUGUAAAGUAGCUUGUGGUGUGCGGUCUCUUCGCUGCCAUAUCCCGCACUCAGAGAUUUAACCGUAUUGCGGCGGAGUUUCCGUUACCGUAACUUAGCAACCAUUUGUGCCGUCGUGUAAAUUCAAACUGACACUUCCUUAAACAUGAUUUUUUGAGUUUUACUUUAGAAACAUAAAAAAACGACAGUCACAUUUAAACAGUAAACAAAAGAAACAAAAGUUGGACGUAGCGUCGUAAUGUCACAUAAAACAACAGUCACAUGAUCAGACGAAUUCCGGUUUUCUAAGCAGAAUAUAAGAUUUCCAAUUUUUCCAUAUCUUGUCAAAUUUGUCCUUUUGGAGUCUGUUGUACGUGGUAAUCCGUUCCAUGACAAAUACUGAGUUCACCAGGUCGUGCCAAUCGUUUAAGGUGGGGAUGUUUGUCCAUUUUUUAGUUAUUGUUUUUGGGCUAUUUUCUUUAGACAACAUGUAGUAAUUUUUUUUAAAAUUAUUAUUAUUUAUUUAGAUUUUUUUUUUUUUUUUGGUAUUUUGAGUUUAUUUAGAUUUUUUUAAAUUUUUUUUGUUAUUUUGAUUUUUUUAUUAAGUUAUUUUGAUUUCAUUUAUAUUUGUUAUUUUAAGUUUUUUUUGUUUCUUUUUUUUGUUAUUUUAUUUUAUUUUUUUAUUUUUUUUGAGGAUUCGUCUAAUCGUCCAACGUGGGGAUGUCCGUCUUUCACCAUUUUUUUAGUUAUAGACUUCCGCGUCGCUAAGCUCAACAUUUAAACACGAUUUUUACGGCUAAAAACAAUAAAAGUCCAGUUGAAUUCUACUGAUCUAAAAUGUGCUCAGGUCUUAAAGGGUUAAAACCGAUUCUCCUCACGUUGUCGCACGUUUAAAAAUCGUUUAAAUCCUGUCGUGUGUGGCGGGUUUAAUAAGGAGCCGUGUUUGUUUUGACACGAGCGUGCGGGUAAAUUUACCUCAGUUUAAAGGCACUUACAGGGAAGAGGGAUGUAUUUAUGUAUUUAUGUAUUUAUGUAUAUGAAAUAUUUAAAGACAGAUUAUAUGCAGGGGCGUCAGAUUUGGGGGGUAAAGUGCUGUUUUUGGGCGUUUUUCUUUAGACUAGUAAGUUUUUUGUUUUGUUUUUUAUUUUGAGAUUUAUUUAGAUUUUUUUUUGUUUUUUUUUAUUUAAAUUUUUUUUUUUUUUUUUUUUUUUUUUUUUUUUAUUAAGUUAUUUUGAGUUCAUUUAGAUUUUUUUGUAAAGUUUUUUUUUUGUUUCUUUUGUUAUUUAGAGUUUUUUUAAAGUUAUUUUGAGGGUUGUUUUUUUUUGGUAAGUUAUUUUGAGUUUAUUGUGAUUUGUUUUUGUUAUUUUAGGUUCUUUUUUGUUUUCAGUUUUUUUUUUUUUUUUUUUUUUUUUGAGGGUUCGUCCAACCGUCCAAGGUGGGGAUGUCCGUCCAUUUUUUUUGUUUUUGGGCAUUUUUCUUUAGACGAGUAGUAUGUUUGUUGUUUUUUUUAUUAUUAUUUAUUUUGAGGUUUGUUUGUUUUUUGUUAAAAUAUUUUGAGUUUAUUUAGGGGUUUUUUUUAAGUUUUUUUUUUUUGGUAUUUGGAUUUAUUAUUUUUUUUUUAGUUAUUUUGAAUUUUUUUUAAUAAGUUAUUUAAGUCUAAAUUAAAUUUACUUUUUUUUUGUUUCUUUUUUGUUAUUUUGGGGGGGGGUUUGGUAAGUUAUUUUGAGUUUAUUAUAAUUUGUUUUUGUUAUUUUAGGUUGUUUUUUUGUUUCUUUUUUUAUUUUAAGUUGUUGUUUUUUUUGUUUUUUUGAGGGUUCGUCCAAUCGUCCAAGGUGGGGAUGUCCGUCCAUUUUUUAGUUAUUGUUUUUGGGCAUUUUUCUUUAGACGUGUAGUACGGGGCCCAUCUCGAUUUGUACCCGGGCCCCCGAAUUUGGUGCUGCGCCUCCGUCUGUACGACGCCAAAACACUGUUAAACUUGAUAUACGUGACAUUUAAUCGCACAUAAACGUCAUAUCUGUUCGUGGGUUUCAGGAACGAUGACACGUUACGACCGUUGCCAUGGUAUUUAACAAUUUGAAUGUUUAGUUUGAAUGUUUUGAAUGGUUUCGAAGGGUCCGUCGUCCUCAAAAUGACGGCGUUUACAAUGAUUCUGUCUGAAAAAUGAGUUUUAUUUGAGCUCGUCGGUUUGUCGGUGCAAGUAAAGGUUAUGAAAUGUAUAUAUAUUUUACUUUUUUUUUUUUAGUUAUUUUGAGUUUUUUUUUUUAAGUUAUUUUGAGUUUAUGUAGAUAUUUUUGUUAUUUUAAUUUUUUUUUUUAGUUAUUUUGAGUUUAUUUAAAAAAUUUUUGUUAUUUUAAGUUUUUUUUGGUGCUUUUAAAGUGAGUUUCAUCAUCAGAUCAUGUAAAAAAGGACUUGGAUCUUGGAUAAUAUGAUUCUGAAGUGUAAAUGUGUUUGUUCCUGUGUUUUAAAUUAAAAAACUGCAAAGAAAAUGUGAAAAAACACAAAAAUGUGUUUGUCUAAUGUUUAAACAACAGAUGAGCUUUGACACGACGAGGCUUAAAAACGUUCAACAUGACACAAAACUGACUGUUGUGUCUUUAAGUCGAGUUUAAAUCUGUGAACGCGUCAAAAUCAGACCUGGAGUUGUGUUUGUUUCAUUCUCACAUGUUUGAGUCACUUUAUUAUUCGUCUGUGACGUCUACAAAGAUCAAAACACGACGUUACACCUCGUGAUGUCAUCAAGUGAACAGAGACUUUUACCUUUAGUUCAGCAGAAGAACGACAAGAGACAGAGAUGAAAUGAUACAAAUGAAGAGAGAGAAGAGAGAAAGAG